AUGUCAACUGUUGAUUAUUCUCAAACUCCAUUUCAGUAUGAUCCGUCAAUCGCCGCUGCAUCGAUAUUCUUAUUAGUUUUUCUUCUCGUCACAAUAUGUCAUAUUUAUCAACUAAUUCGAUACAAAACAUGGUAUCUCAUUCCGAUCGUUAUUUGCGGAGUCGCUGAGAUAAUAGGUUAUUCAACUCGCUUAGCAUCUCGUCAAGAUUCAUACAAUAUCAAUCUCUAUUCAGCACAAUAUGCAUUUCUAGUUUUAGCUCCGAUAUUUCUCGCCGCGAGUGUCUAUAUAAUACUUGGUCAAAUAAUUCGUUUUGUUGAUCAUCCAUCGUUGAUUCCUGCGAAAUGGAUCGCGAUUAUAUUCGUUAUCUGCGAUAUUAUUUCGUUUAUUAUUCAAGUUAUCGGAGCGAUUAUUUUAUUGAAUCAGAGUAAAUCAAGUAAUUUAACUACGGGAAAGUAUAUUUUGUUGGCUGGUUUAAUUGUUCAAGUCGUCACAUUUCUAUUCUUUAUCAUUUGCGCAGUUCAUUUUCAUAUUGAUACAAUUCAAAAUGGUAAAAACGGAAAAUGGAAAUGGUUAAUGAUGAGUUUGUAUAUCGAUUGUGCAUUGAUCCUGGUGAGUCAACAUAUGGAAGAGCACUGGAUUUUGAAGAUAGAACAGGAUAUUUGCAGACGAACGAAUGGCCAAUUUAUAUAUUCGAUGCUCUAUUCAUCUCGAUUUCAAUGUUUGUCUUCAACAUUUUUCAUCCCGGAAGAUUUUUGGGGAAACAAAAAAUUUCUCCAACGAUAA
Messenger RNA from Adineta ricciae, 783 nucleotides. Lineage: Eukaryota; Metazoa; Rotifera; Eurotatoria; Adinetida; Adinetidae. The record is from the annotation of a GenBank genome assembly.